Hirsutella rhossiliensis is the source of this 444-nucleotide messenger RNA. RefSeq names its product MULE transposase domain-containing protein. The transcript is spliced from 2 exons. Bases 1 to 444 code for a protein of 147 amino acids. Lineage: Eukaryota; Fungi; Ascomycota; Sordariomycetes; Hypocreales; Ophiocordycipitaceae. The record is from RefSeq and is a predicted model, not a curated record.
AUGGAUAAUACGUACAAGGUCAACCGCUUCAACCUGCCACUCCUCCAGGUCGUUGGCACUACGGGACUUCACAAAAGUUAUAGUGUUGCGUUUGGUCUUGCCGCCAAGGAGGAUGAGGGCGUUAUAAUUACUGACUUCGACGAGGCUCUUAAGAACGCCCUCAACGCUAUCUUUCCACAGUCACAGCAACAACUCUGCACUUGGCACAUCAUGAAGAACGUGGUCCUCCACAUCAAGAAGAAGUGGGUAGGCACCCUCGAUGGUACCGAGAUUAUGGGAGAUGGAGGCGAUGACGAAGACAUCCGCCUCGCCGCCGAGGCUGCCCUUGCCACAAGUCACGAUGCAGACCGACCAGAACGACCGAUCGACCGUGCCGCCGAGGCACAGAUACAACACGCCUCUCAGCUAGCAGACCAGUUCGUCAGGAGAAGACCCGGAUCGUGA